Molecule: messenger RNA, 3752 nt
Organism: Zophobas morio
Lineage: Eukaryota; Metazoa; Arthropoda; Insecta; Coleoptera; Tenebrionidae
Gene: Hr38
Product: probable nuclear hormone receptor HR38
Exons: 4
Coding region: 449-2287 (612 amino acids)
Biological process (GO): regulation of transcription by RNA polymerase II; retinoic acid receptor signaling pathway; cellular response to corticotropin-releasing hormone stimulus
Cellular component (GO): transcription regulator complex; nucleus
Molecular function (GO): zinc ion binding; nuclear glucocorticoid receptor binding; RNA polymerase II cis-regulatory region sequence-specific DNA binding
Source: RefSeq, a predicted model, not a curated record
CGCUCUCGAACACAGUCGCGUGCGUUUCAAUCUCGCAGCAAGUCGUCGUCUCGCAUCCGAGACUCGAGAAGUCGAGAAGUGCAUCAGCAACAUCGAGUGCACCGGUUUAGGCGAGCGCGCCGGCCGUUUCAGUGAGCUUUGUGAGCUUCCGUAGUGCUGUGAUGCUAGACCUCGCUAUGCUUUUCUGAAGAAACUAUUUUUUCGCAGUGGAUUCGCCUGACAAGCAGGAAGGCGCGCGCUCUUCAACCAACUCUCCGGAGUUGACGCUCCGGGACUCGCCAGGUGAUUUUGAACGUUGGAUGUUGAUGCUCCUACGUAGUUGCUGAUCACUUUUGUUGUCCUCCAUCGUCCUGUGUUUCCGAUGUUGUUGACUCCUUUUCGUUGUUUAUGCAUGUGGACUAGAGACUAGUUUAGAGGAUUAUCGCUGCUGCGAUGCAACCGUUACGAGAUGCGCUCAGGUCCUCCGGCUGUCAGGCAUCACUUCAGGCUUCAGCAACACUUUAACGCGCCGCAACAGACGCACACUGACUCCAACAACAACUCGCCCGCUUAUAACUUCCAUCUACAGAACAAGUGUACAGUCUUAGUACAGGGCGAAGUGUCAAGUGCCCCCCUGGUGGCGGCGAGCGCGCAGCCUUCCGCCCCAAGUAGUCCCCAGUCAAGUAUGCUUCUGCUCCAGACACAGACUCCGUUUGGCUCGAGCAGUUUCGCGGAUCUGCUGAGUGCACCGUUUUCGGACGACCCCAGCAGUGUCUUGCCCCCUGAAGACCUCGACCCCUUCCCGGAAGUCGCCCUCCAGUCCCAGCCCGCUUCGCCGGCGCCUCUCCCCAGCUUCCAGGAGACCUACUCGGUCCGCUACAACGCGCCCUUCAAGAUGGACGAAGAGUGCUUCAACGUCUCUUACCACCACCCGCCCACGCCUCACCACGUCACCGCGCCGCACCACUACGACUACCAGCAGCUCCAGUACACCACCGCCAGCCCCUACUACCCGCCCCCGCAGACCUGCAGCCCCAGCUUCGAGGCCCUCAUGUCGCAGGACUCCUACUCGCUGCCCGCCUACCAGACCGCCACCUCCGAGCUGCACGUCAGCACCACGCUGAGCCCGCGCCAGCGGCGGGCCUCCUUGCCGCUGCAGCGCUCAGAGUCCACCAGCAGCAGCGAGAGCCCCAAGCUCCGCAUGGCGGCACCCUCGGCCUGCUCCUCGGCGGCGAGCUCCCCGGGCGGCGCCGCCGAGUCCGGCUCCAAAGGACCGACGCCCCCCAGCCCUUCGCAGCUGUGCGCCGUCUGCGGAGACACGGCGGCGUGCCAGCACUACGGGGUGCGCACCUGCGAGGGCUGCAAGGGCUUCUUCAAGCGCACGGUCCAGAAGGGCUCGAAGUACGUCUGUCUAGCGGACAAGGCCUGCCCCGUGGACAAGCGACGGCGGAACCGCUGCCAGUUCUGCCGCUUCCAGAAGUGCUUGGCGGUCGGGAUGGUCAAGGAAGUAGUGCGGACGGACUCUCUUAAAGGUCGGAGGGGACGGCUGCCUUCCAAGCCCAAGUCCCCUCAAGAGUCGCCACCUAGCCCUCCAGUCUCCCUCAUCACGGCUUUAGUUAGAGCGCACGUCGACACCACGCCAGAUCUCGCAAACUUAGACUACUCCCAGUACUUAGAGCCCAGCCCCAUCGAGCCUGUUAUCUCCGAGGCGGAGAAAAUCCAGCAAUUCUACACCCUCCUGACGACCUCCGUGGACGUGAUCAAGAACUUCGCCGACAAGAUCCCCGGCUUCCAAGACUUGUGUCCCGAAGAUCGCGAGCUGCUUUUCCAAUCGGCUUCUUUAGAACUGUUCGUUUUGAGGCUAGCUUACCGCACCCACCCGAACGAUACGAAGCUGACGUUUUGCAACGGGGUCGUGUUGGACAAGCAGCAGUGUCAAAGGUCCUUCGGCGACUGGCUGCAUGCCAUCAUGGAGUUCUGCAGCGGCCUGAUGGCGAUGGAGAUAGACAUUUCGGCGUUCGCAUGUCUGUGUGCCCUCACCCUGAUCACCGAGCGCCACGGGCUGAAAGAACCUCACCGUGUGGAGCAACUCCAGAUGAAGAUUAUUUCUUCAUUGAGAGAUCACGUGACGUACAACGCGGAGGCGCAGAGGAAGGCGCACUAUUUCAGUAGGUUAUUGGGCAAAUUGCCCGAAUUGCGGUCCCUGAGCGUGCAAGGACUGCAGAGGAUCUUUUAUCUGAAAUUGGAAGAUUUGGUUCCGGCCCCUCCCCUUAUUGAAAGAAUGUUCGUCGCUAGCCUACCUUUCUAAAUUGUUAGUUAAUAUUUUUCGAAACGUGAUAAACUCUUCUAUGUGAUUUGUUGAUAUAUAUAGGUCGUAUUUACGUGUAUAGUCUUUCCCCGCAGAAAUUGCCCAAAAUUCCGAAUGGGUCAUGGCCUAAAAAAGUAUUUUUGAGGCAAUGAUUUAGUCUGGGGCUGGCCGUUUUUUGGGCAGUUUCUUUGUAAUUCCGAAUUAUGUUUAAACAACUUUUGGUGUUGCAAUACUUAUGCACAUUAAACUUAUUAGACAUGAUAUGUACCUUUUCCACUUUGAGAAGACACAUCACUAUUUACAAUUGAUGUUUUUUACGUUUUUUGUAAAAAUUAUUGUUGCUUACUCUUGUAGGCUUAGUUUUACCUAAUUGAUGUAAUUACAUUACGUGUUGCGGUAGUGCUAAAGCAAUUUAAGCGAAUUGAUUAAAUUUAGCACUAAAGCUAAUCGGAAACCGUUAUUUCAAGAACAGUUUCUGGCGUUCACAAUUUUUGUUUGUGACAAGAUCUUUUGAAUACGUGACCAAGAAAAGAUAGCGAACCUGAAGAUAAUACUCUUGAGAGCAGAAACUUAUGUUACAAUUUUACGUGAUAAUGUAUAAUUAGGAUUUAUAGUAAUAUAUUAUAAGCUUUUAUUAUUUUUCCAAUGUUACCACUACACAGAUCGUGUGGAACCACUAAUAUAUGCGAUAUACCUAGUCAAGGCACUGUACAUACUUAAAAAAAUAUUUUAUUUACACUGUUUACAAAAAAGAAUUAUAUAUUUUAAUAGUUAUGUAAUAAAUUUACCUGUCGGGAGUUACCUGCAACUAUUUAAUUUUUAUAUUCGCUUUAUUUUGUGUAUUUUUAUAGAAAAAUAUAAAAAAGAGUCAAAAAGCUUUCCCCUUGAACGUCGACCAAAAUCAUAGAGAAUCGAUUCCUAGAUUUUUAAAGGGGUUUUUACUAAUUUCGCGCUAGUUACCAAUCGACUUGAAGAAUUAAAUGUGCCAUUUCAUAUCUAUGAUUUCAUAUCAACAACUGCCUUGGAUUGUAACGGAUGGACUGAAAAGAGAGUUACCUGAAGGAAUGGUCGAACAAUUUAGGUGUUAACCUGCACCUUUAUUCUUUAUAAAACUUACACCGUCCGCUUAUAAUAUUUAUAUAGUCUUUUAAACAAACAUAUACAAGAGCUUUAGUUGAUGUCCUUUUCGCACUAACGGCUUUGUUCAAAGGAAUUAAAUAAUUUAUUGUAAAUAAGAUGCUAAUAUAGAGAUAAUUGCUAUUUUUUUAGCAUACGGUUCGGGCAAACGGGAACCUUGCAAUAUUCGUCAUCUCUAGAAUUUUGUACCUGCUUGUUUCCUAUCUUUUUGUAUAUUUUGAAAAAAACAUUGUAUACUUAAUUGAUGAUACUCUUGAGGAUCAUUUUUGAAUGAUCCCUCCUUCACCACGUUAUGUGUACUCUUUUCUUUAUAGGUUAACUACCUAUA